Scophthalmus maximus (turbot) is the source of this 2223-nucleotide messenger RNA. Its product is annotated as nucleolar protein dao-5. Lineage: Eukaryota; Metazoa; Chordata; Actinopteri; Pleuronectiformes; Scophthalmidae. The record is from RefSeq and is a predicted model, not a curated record. The coding region runs from base 386 to 1849 and encodes 487 amino acids. The transcript is spliced from 13 exons.
CCGAGCGACUUCCUCCCAACCGAACGACACGGAAGUAAACAAACCAAACGUGAACUGGGACCGUAUUAACUGCAGCAACUGGAGAAACUGGUUUUUCUUUUCUUUCUCUUUUAAACUUGUCGCAAUGAGUCUCUGAGGCACCGUGACCGCAUACGCAGGUUUGACAACAAACAGACAAGCCAGCGGGUAAAGCGCGAAGUUAGCUAACAUUUACCCAGAAGAAGCUAACAACAGCAGGAUCGUUUGGCGCCUUUUGGAUGAAGAGCGUCGACAGCUUCAACUGAUCGACAACAAAAAGAAAAGAAGAAAAUGGAUGUCAGCACGGACGACCUGCUGAGCUCCGCGGUCCACGACUCUCCAGCAGCAACGCAGCGACCAAGCUCACAUGAGUCAGUAUCAAAUGACGAUAAUAUUGUUUAUCGCAAUCAUUUCUGAGACGAUACAUCGUGCAACGAAUGUCGUCGUUAUCGUGACAGGCCCCGUGACAGCAGCAGGAAACGGCAGCUCCAGCUCCGAUGACUUUGUACCUCUUUCAAAACUCCUGUCAAGGCGACAAACCUCUGGGCACUCCUCCUCCUCCGACGACGACGAGCCGCUUGUCAAGAAGAAAACAAAGUCAGCGCCCGCCAAGAAACCAGGGAAAAAAGAAAACGCAUCAUCCAGAUCUAAUGGCACGAAGAAGAAUGCAGAUUUAAACACAGGCGGCAGCUCAGACGAUGAGCCUCUGGUUAACAUCGCUAAAGCUGCGAAGAAGCCUCCGAAAAGAUCCAUUGAUACAAAGAAAAAAGCGUCUGAUCACUCGUCCGACGACGAGCCGCUGAUAAAGAUGAAAACCUCCCUGAAAUCUGCUAAGAAACCGGAGAAAAAAGAAAACUCUUCUUCCAGAUCUAAUUGCCCCAAUAACAACAAGAACAAGAACAACAACAGCACAGACGACAGCUCCGACGAUGAGCCUCUGAUAAAGAUCGCCAAAGUGUCAAAGAAGCAGUUCUCAGCGCCUCCAAAAAAACGUGUCAAUACAAGGAAGAAAGAUUCACCAGCUGACGAUGACAGCGUGGACGACGAGCCUCUGAGUGAAAUGGCGAAGAAACUUCGAUCAAAACGUCAGACCAAAUCUGUCAGAAAAGCGAGCCCACUUGUGAAAUCCAAAAGGAAUGCGGCGAGGAUCGCGGUGAAAUAUGCAGAGUCGUCCAGCGACAGCUCCGACGAUGAACCACUGGCAACGAUUAAGACAAAGGCUUCUGACGAGCGAAGGACUUCAGCGAACAACAAGAAGACAAAAACGAAACUUGCUGACAAAUCACUGAAAGACUGCAGCUCUGAUGAUGAUGAUGAUGAUGAUGUUGAUGAUGAUGAUGAUGAUGAUGACGAUGAGCCCUUGGUGAACCUCGUUGCCAAUAAAAAGAAGCCAGUGAAGAAAAACACAAAGAAGACAACCGAAGCACAAGGCGAUGCGUCGAAUAAGAGACGAGGACUGACGGACGAAAGCACAGACGACGAGCCCUUGAUUCGCCUCGUGAAAAAGAACCACAAAGACAAACAAACCAAAACAAAGGCUUCGACUCUGAAAAAGAAGAACACAGCUCCCGAAAAGCCGAGGAAGAGGCUUGCGUCAGGCGAAGGUUUGUCAAGUAACAGUUCUGACGACGAACUCUCAACCGAAGCAGCCAAACACCCACAGUUGACCAAAAUCCUGAGAAUAAUCCUGGAGAGGUGUGACGGUGAAGACGACGCCGGGCCAACGGGGAGCCUUAACAAAUCCACAACAGCAGAAAAAGUGGUGGCUGAAGAGCCCACGAAGAAAGAAUCAGAGGCUUCAGAGAAAUCAUCAUCAGAAGAAGAAGAAUAAGCAUAAAUAUCACCUAAAAAAAACCCAUCAACCAUAAAUGUUCUACAGUAUGAAGUUACUGUAUGUUUUUUAUAUAUAAAUAUGAUUAUAUACAUGUUAAAUUAAGUGUUUUUACUCCAGAUUUUUGGGGGUUUGGGACCAGCAUUUGCCGGUUUCCUGAAAGAUUAAAUGCACAGUGUUUUAAUGUUGUUUUACUAUUCGUGCCUGUUGUUUUCACAUUAGCUGUUUCCUCUGAUUUUAAUUUUUCUAAGAAAAUUAUUUGACACUCGUUUGAUGUAAGGUACAUUUCUGCUUUCACACUUAAGUGCACACUCGGCAUGCGGCAGUGAAAAAAAAAAAUCUGUUGUAGUUAAUUAAAACCGUUUAUCAGAUGA